This is a messenger RNA of Salvelinus namaycush (lake trout), 3506 nucleotides long. RefSeq names its product mitochondrial fission 1 protein-like. Gene Ontology annotation, molecular function: protein binding. The coding region runs from base 364 to 963 and encodes 199 amino acids. Gene Ontology annotation, cellular component: peroxisomal membrane; mitochondrial outer membrane. Gene Ontology annotation, biological process: mitochondrial fission; peroxisome fission; autophagy of mitochondrion. NCBI's taxonomy places the organism in Eukaryota, Metazoa, Chordata, Actinopteri, Salmoniformes, Salmonidae. The record is from RefSeq and is a predicted model, not a curated record. The transcript has 5 exons.
CAGAUGUGCGUUCAAUUCGCUUGAACGUUUGCUACGUUGCGGAAUGGUUUGUACUGAAUUGACACGUUUCCCCAAAAUGCGGGGGUGUAUUCAUUACGCUGAUUCUGUUGCUAAACGCUUCGUCUGUUAAGCGUUUUGUAACAGAAACCGUUUACUCCAAACAGCUCUAUUUAGUUAUUAAACUGAAGUUGUUGUUCAGUCCUGUCUCUCCUCAAAAAAUAAGCAAGAAGUUGGAAGGAACCCUGUGGACUUCACAUGGAAGAAUUUAUCAUUUAUGCGCAGCUUGUGCCAAUAACGUCGGACUAUUCAGAUUGGAAAGGCAACGUGUGGAAACCAUACCCACUUUAAAGAGCGUUUGAGUAAAUGGUAUAUUUUGCGAAACUUUUGCAACAGAAUUUGCGUAAUGAAUACACCCUUGUUACUUCAUCCGGAAACAUGGAGGCUGUCGUCUGUGAUGUUGUUUCACCAGAGGAUCUCUUGAAAUUUGAGAAGAAGUAUUCUACAGAGUUGGCUAAAGGGGAUUUGACCAAAGACACAAAGUUUGAGUAUGCGUGGUGUCUGAUCAGGAGCAAAUUCCCAGAUGACAUCAAUAAGGGCAUCGUUCUGCUGGAUGAGCUGGUUCACAAGGGUACCAAGGAUGACCAGAGGGACUACUUGUUUUACCUGGCUAUUGGAAACUACAAACUGAAGGAGUAUGAGAGGGGCCUGAAAUGCAUCCGGAUCCUCCUGAAGAAUGAACCAGGGAACACGCAAGCUCUGGAUCUGGAGAAGCUCAUAGUGAAGGCCAUGAGGAAAGGCGCAGCAGCACACUGCCCUCCAAAGACUGCAAAAAAAUCGCCGGACUGCCCCUUUCCUUGCUCUGCAUGGAACAUCCAGUGUCACAUCCUUGGUGACGUGUGGGGUGACAUCCGGGAUGACCACAGCAACAUCCUCUGGAAAGGGAAAAAGAGGGACAGAAUGUAAGCAAAUGCAAACCGUAGGUUCUAAACACUGGCCAGUUGAAAGGUUCUACUAAGAUGUCAUGACAAACGGCACCUGUCAGAGUGCUCUCUAAGUGUUACUCACCUGCUUGGAUGUUAGCUGGCAGAGGGGCGAAGACGGCCAUCGUGAGAGUCCUUUCUUCAGGUGUGACGUCAACUACCUCCAAGAGGGAAGAGAUGGGCUCUGCCUCUGUGUAAGUGGUGAUGUCCAGAACAUUCAGGUGGGAAGAAGCGUGGUCUGCCACUGUGUUAGGAGUGAUGUCUUUAACCUCCAGGUGGGAAGAAGCCUGGUCUGCCUCUGUAUUAGCUGUGAUGUCCACAACCUCCAGGUGGGAAGAAGCCUGGUCUGCCUCUGUAUUAGCGGUGAUGUCCACAAACUCCAGGUGGGAAGAAGCCUGGUCUGCCUCUGUAUUAGCGGUGAUGUCCACAACCUCCAGGUGGGAAGAAGCCUGGUCUGCCUCUGUGUUAGGGGUGAUUACCACAACCUCCAGGUGGGAAGAAGCCUGGUCUGCGUCUGUGUUAUGGGUGACAACCACAAUCCUGAUGAGUUCUAUUACUACAAGUCACCAAGAUGUCAUCAGAACAGGCAUCUGUCAGAGUGCUCUCUAUCAUUGCUACUCACCUGCUUGGAUGUCAGCUGGUAGUGUGGUGGAGACGGCCACCGCGAGGACAGGGGGGACUGGUAGGGUGGCUGCAGGGGGCUGGAAGCAGCCCUGCACCUCGUCCGCCACAAAGGCACAGACAGAGCUCAUAUAAAAAGGGCUCUGGAGGUCAUCCGUGGAGAAGGACUGACUGAUUCUCCCGAGGAUCGACCGCACAGAGUCAAAAGCAGCAGCCCGGGAGAAAGGGAUGUGAGGGGAAGGGUCUUUUAACAUGCAGGAGAGCUUCUCCACUACGGCCGCCACCAUGCCCACGGCCAUCCCGCUUGUAAGGAUUGGGUGCUCUGAAUGGCCUUCCUCUGGCUGAAGCCACAGGGCCAGGAGGAGCCUGGGCACCACCUCCACCACCACCUGAGAUGGGCUGAGCAGGUUGCUACGGGGCUCAUUGGACUGCUCGCCCAGAAUGCUCCUCACAGCUCUCUCCACGAUGCUGUGGACCUUAGGAUCGCUGAAAUCAACAAAAAGGAGAAGACAAAGCUAAACGAUGUGCAAUGUUCUCACAUAGAACACUGUCUUAGUCUUUUUCUGCGUAGUUACAGAUAUGUAGAUAAAUGGAUCAAGUCAUAUGCAGGGCAGUACAUGGAACUCACAUGUCAGCUGGCGAGGUGGGGUGCAUGAAGCGGCGGAGCUUGCAGAAAGCCUCGUGCUCUAUGUCCAUCAUUUUUAGGCAAGUGUUUACUUCCCAGGCCUGCAGUAUGAAACAGGAAGUCCCAUUAGUGUAAUUUCACAACAGAUCUAUCCUGCUGUGCUAACUAGUUGUUGAAAGGCUAUUAAAGAGCUCACUAACUUGUAGUAUGUCUCUAACUCUCAUUCUCUUACCAGCCGAGCGAGGUCGUUUCCCUCCUCCAGGGUUUCCUUCCACACCCUUCAAAUAAAACACAGAGCAAUUCAACUAUCCUGGCUCCUGAUUUUUCUGUUGUUUAUUUUACCCACACCUCCUGGAGUGCUGCUGGUGGCAGGGAAUGGCAGUGAGGGUGAGUGCUGACGUGGUACUCACCUCUCCCUAAGGGAUUUUUUGCCCUGAGACACCAGCCAGUUGCUCAUGUGCUCCGUGGUGACAUGGGGCGGGACCUGGCCUUGACUCUGGAGCAGCAGAUAGUGGACCAUGAGCUUCUUCUGCAAGAUGAGGUAUGGUGUGAGACCGUGCCACGAAAUACCAUAUCAUGUGCUUUCAGAAGGGCCUCUCGCAACAUUUCACAACUGCUCAUGCCUGACAAUUUGCAAGUGAUAUUAAGAACUCUUAUGACCAACUUCUCUAAACUGUCUUGAAAUACAACUCUCUUUCUGUUGUUUAUGUUUUUGUGGGAUGAAUCUUACCUGUUUAUUGUAAUAUGUUUCCUCCCAGCAGGCCUGCAGAGUCUGAAAAUAAAUGCUGCUUCUACAGAAUUCCUUUGAAGAUAAUGAAAAUAAUUAUGCUUUGUUAUGCACAUUAUGCACAGGCAUUUACAGUAUGCUAAAAUUCAUUUCUCCUAAGAUUACCUUUGUGGGACCAUAAGUGAACUCCGGAAUGCACCAAACCCUAUCCAUGGUAAGAUGGGGAAGAAAUGCAGCGCUAUAGAUAUACGGGAUGCUCUAGAGAUAACAGGAAUGACUUAAAGUCGUGAAUGAUCAAUGACUGUGGAGUCGUCCAAUAUGCUGCACUUAGAAUUGAGUUGUAGGCUACGUUUGGCACAAAAUAGAAUGUCUACGUUCUAUUGCCAUGGAGAAAUGGAAUGUGUAGAACCUGUAUAAUUGGGUAUGCUUCUAUGUCUUUAUUUCGUGAAAGAUUAAGCUCUUUAUUAUGUCAUAAUGUGUAUAUCAUCUACUGCAUCUUGCCAUCUUUAUGUAAUACAUGUAUCACUAGCCACUUUAAACUAUGCCACUUUAU